Molecule: messenger RNA, 2484 nt
Organism: Xenopus laevis (African clawed frog)
Lineage: Eukaryota; Metazoa; Chordata; Amphibia; Anura; Pipidae
Gene: pgs1.S
Product: phosphatidylglycerophosphate synthase 1 S homeolog
Biological process (GO): phosphatidylglycerol biosynthetic process; cardiolipin biosynthetic process
Cellular component (GO): mitochondrion; cytoplasm
Molecular function (GO): CDP-diacylglycerol-glycerol-3-phosphate 3-phosphatidyltransferase activity; catalytic activity
Source: RefSeq, marked provisional
UCCGGAUAAGAUGGCGGCGCCCGCAGCUCUGUGGAGACGGCUCGGUGGUCCCGGGCUGAUCGCGCUACUCGCUCGGUUAUGUAACCGUAACAGGAACCACAGGGGCAGGACACCACUGGUUCUCCUUGCUCCACUUCUAGCUCAGUCUGCCCCCCAGAUAACUGCAAAAUACCCAUCUCUGGGCUGCGUCAGCCCCCAUGGGGCUCAUCAAUUCCAAUGGAUUGGAAAUCAGGUUCCAGAAUUUGGCAUCUCAAGCUCAAAUGUGAAGAUUCUUUCGACACCAUCUGAUUUCUACGAGACCAUGAAGGCACAAAUAAAAACAUCCAAGAAACGCAUUACAAUAGCAUCAUUAUACCUAGGGAUUGGGCCACUGGAGCAGGAGCUGGUGGAUACUCUAGAGGAGACCCUCAGAUGCCUAGACUCCUCGGACCUUCAUGUCUCCAUCCUGCUGGACUACACCAGAGGAUCCCGGGGUAGGAAUAAUUCUCGCACAAUGCUGCUUCCUCUGCUGCGCAGAUUCCCAGACAAUGUACGGGUUUCUCUUUUCCAUACCCCUCACCUACGUGGCCUUCUGCGUCUCCUGGUCCCAGAGAGAUUUAAUGAGACCAUUGGAUUGCAACAUAUGAAGAUUUACUUGUUUGAUGAUAACAUCAUUCUUAGUGGAGCGAACCUAAGUGACUCCUAUUUCACAAACCGGCAAGACCGUUAUGUACUAUUCCAGGGCUGCUCUGAACUGGCAGAUUUUUUCAGUGAUCUUGUUGGAGCAGUGUCGGAGGUUUCUCUGCAGUUACAACCAGACGACACUGUUCAGGCAGAAGAAGGAAUGGAGCAUCCAUAUGAAGGUGAUAAAACAAAAUAUUGUGAAGCUGCCAGUGAGAAGGUUAUGGGAGUAAUAGAAGAUGCCAGACGCCGGCAAUAUGAAAAGCGCAGUACCAAUUUCCAGAGUGAGAGAUCAGCUUCCAACAUAGAACCGCCAGAUACUUGGGUGUACCCCCUGGUGCAAAUGAAACCUUUUGGAAUUCAGAUAGAUGAACUAGUCACAGAAACAUUGCUAACAGAGGCCGAAAGAGGAGAUCAGCUGUAUCUGACCACUGGGUACUUCAACCUAACACAGGGAUACAUGGACCUGCUUCUUGGCACAAGAGCUGACUAUAACAUCCUGUUAGCUGCCCCUGAGGUUAAUGGCUUUUUUGGAGCCAAGGGUAUUGCAGGAGCCAUUCCAGCUGCUUAUGUACAUAUAGAGCAUCAGUUCUAUAAUGAGGUUUGCAGGCAUGGUCAACAAAUGAGGGUUAAGCUACGAGAAUACUAUCGAGACCUCUGGACAUUUCAUGCUAAAGGUCUGUGGUUCUACUCAGCUGGUGCAGAUCUUCCAUGCCUCACUCUUAUUGGUUCUCCAAAUUUUGGUUAUAGAUCAGUUCACAGGGACUUAGAAGCCCAAAUUGCUCUUGUAACAGAAAACGAGGAACUGCAGCAGCAGCUUCAUAAGGUGAGAUUGCUGUUUGGGAGGCAGAUGUCCUCUUAUCCAUAAGGUGAUCAUACUUGAACAGAUAUUAUCACCCGAAACGUCACUUUGUACGAUAAUACGAUGGUGGAAGACGAGGCGACCAAUAUAGGCAAACGACUUGGAUAUCCAUCUCGUUGAUCAGGGGUGAACCACCCCUUUAAAAGACUGCUGUGAAACCAGAAGAUGCUCUGGUUCUCUCUCACAUCUAAAAUCAUUCUUAAAGACAUAUUAUCUGAUGCCAUCGGGUGUGUUUUGCCAUAUGCAUUUUUUUUAGUAAUUGUUUUAGUAAUCAAAUGCUGGAAUAUCACCAUACCUCUCAGCAGUCAUGAUUUCUGCAGGGCAGUCCCACUUUUCAUGUAAAAAAACCCACAGACCUGGAUUGCAGUUUCAAUGUCCUGCUCACCAGUGUUGGUUUGAUAGAACAGGAGAAAUCAAAGAUGGCCAUGCGUUCCACUUCAUAUCUGGUUUUUUUUUUUUUUUGUUUCUUUUUACAUUUUUUAUAUAGUCAUGAUAUUUGGGAUAUGGCUAAAUUAUGGGUCAGGUCAAAGACUCUGCAUUAAUAACCCCUCCCUUCUGCUAGGUACAGCCCUUUAUCUUUUUAGAUAAAGACCAGCUCAUUAAACAGAAGCUUCCUGGUGGAUAGCUGGUUUCUUUUUAUUUGUAGUAUGUAGAAUGUGGCUUUAGUUUCAUUUUCAGAUGUUGCCCUUUUCAAGAAAUCAACAACUAUACUGUAUAUUUUUUUAAAUUAAAAGUACAGGUAGAAAGUAUGUUCAGCACAACCCUGGUUAUUGAGUUAAAGAAUAGGCAGGUAUGAUCUGAAACCUCCCUGUAUAUGUGCUUAUUGACAAUAGGGGAAUGUCACUAUUAACACUGUAAAUGUCUGAAAAGUCACACUUCAUAGUGCCAUGACCCUAAAAUUUAAAGUGGACAUAACACCCCGACAUAAAAAGCUUUAUAAUAAAAGUCCUUUUCAAAUUAAA